This is a messenger RNA of Schistosoma turkestanicum, 2459 nucleotides long. NCBI's taxonomy places the organism in Eukaryota, Metazoa, Platyhelminthes, Trematoda, Strigeidida, Schistosomatidae. The record is from the annotation of a GenBank genome assembly.
CGCGGCUUUUCGAGCAAUGUCCGAAAACAACGUAGCUCCUUCUAUAAGUGAUUUCGUUAUAUUGAAACCUAUAAGCAAAGGAGCUUUUGGGAAAGUGUUUUUAGGUGCUAAGGCAAACAACAUUGACAUCAUAUACGCAAUAAAAGUUAUGUCUAAAGAAGAAAUGAGAAAAAAGAAUCUUGUGGAGAAAGGUAAGUAAUAGUUAAUCAAAACUAGUUCAUAGUCACUUGCGAGCGAAAUGCUCUUGCUGUUAGUAAGUGUCCAUACAUUGUCCAUUUGUACUACUGUUUGCAAACCAUCAGUCAUAUAUACUUGGUUAUGGAAUACCUCGUCGGCGGUGACCUCAAAUCACUCUUACUGGUUAUGGGCUGUCUUCAGGAAUCUCAUGCUGCUAUCUAUACUGUUGAAAUUGCAAUAGCUUUGAAAUAUCUUCAUAAACAUGGAAUAAUUCACCGUGAUCUUAAGCCAGAUAAUAUUCUUAUUGACUCUAAAGGACACUUAAAGCUAACAGACUUUGGGUUGUCUACGAUAACAUGGAAGCGUCCUUUACAGCCGAGUGACGUUUUGAAUACACCAUCUGUUGUUCCAUUACCUGUGCAAUACUAUCGAACUCCUGGUCAGCUUAUUUCCCUCACAACUGAACUGGCUUUCACGGAUACACCUAUCAUUCAUGAAACUGAUGGACCUCUGGAGAAGCACUUGUCAACUUCACAGGAUAAUACUAUCAAAACUUACUCUUCUCCAGACUGCUUGUCUUCAAAAAAACAUCACUGUACUAAUUGCAAUAUUUCAAAUUCAUUUCACGGAACCUCUUCAGAACCUUCUCAAUCCUUAGUAAUUUCCAAUGAACAGCAUGCCUGGGCUUCACGACGAUCCAAGAGUUCUAACGAUUGUAGUUCUAAAGCUUGGAAACCUUGUCUUCGUCGCAAUUCGCUCCACUGGUCACCGAAAUCCGAUAAAUCGCACAUAAAGGGUCCUCAGAAUUAUGAAACAUUGAAUAAUCAUUUAGAUAAGCUACAGACAUCAUACUCCAAUCUGGCUUUGUCACUCAAACCUGGAUGUAAAUUUUGUCACUGUCAACAUUACAGCGACCAUCCACUUCAACAAAAAGAACCAACUUCUGACCUAAAUGCUAUUCAUAGUUUAGCAAUCGACAAAUCAAAACUGUCGCCAUCGGAUCGCAGACAGCAGUGUCAGAAUAUGGAAAAUAUGCUUCGUAAUGAUACAAAUUCGUGUUUGAAAAUUUCUUCUUUAAACAAAGAUAUGCGGAAUUUAGUUUUGAACUCCUCUCCAUAUAAUUUGACGGAUAAAAAUAAUUUAAAGCUAAUAACCAACUCACCUGAUGCUGUCAAAAGUCAUCCUGAUUUUACUUCCCCUCAUCCAUCAUCUAAACCAAAUACUUUGGCGGAAAAUCUAUUGUCACCAGUUGAAAAAGCCAGACUAAACCUGUUCUGUCAUUCGCCAUUAUCCCACUUUUCUUUAGCUAUAAGUGGUGAUUAUUUCAUAGAUGAUAUAAAUCCCUCAAAUCCACCUACGGAUGACUGUAUAACUUCGCCAGUGUUACCUAAAACACCUUUAAAAUUUCUCCAUGAUUCUUCUUCUUUCGUAGUUAAAAAAAACAGCAAACAUUUUACUCGAGAUUUCCAGUCAGUUGAAUUAGAAAGUAAUAUUCUUGCUCAAACAUUGCUUCCUUCUAGUCCUCUGUGUUCAACUGGUAAACAUCAGCGGUUUGCUGACAAAUUAACUACUUCAUUGGCUACUUCACCAACGGUUGAUCCACUUCAAGUUACUACAGAAUCGAUUGAAAAUCUAUCAUAUUCAAAGUGUUCAUCGAGUCCUUUGUUAGGUACUCCAGAAUAUUUGGCACCAGAAUUAUUACUUCAUCCUAAUUCUAAAAGUGCCUGUGAUAGUCCAGCUGUCGAUUGGUGGGCUUUGGGUGUUAUAUUAUUUGAAAUGUUAGUUGGUGUUACUCCAUUUGCUGAUGAAACUGUAGAGGGUAUAUUUCACAAUAUUCUCAGUUUAGACAUACAAUGGCCUGUUACUACCUUCGAAUCAUCUAAUAGAGGCGAGUCACCACAGAAGAACUGUACACUUUCGCAACCUGCUGUAAACCUAAUUAGCGGCCUCUUAUCUUACAAUCAAGCAGACAGACUCAAAGUUGCAAAUGAAAUAAAAUCAAAUGAUUUAAUAAUACCGGUUGGUGAUUGGAAUAAUUUACAUGAUUUAGAAAUGCCUUUCAUUCCUCAACCUGAUAAUUCAACGGAUACAUUUUAUUUUGAUAUUCGUAAUCAAUACAAUCAAUAUAGCGAGGAGGAUCUGUGUGCAAAUAUGCGAUGAUUUAAUUCACUGAUCAUAAUGAUACAAUUAAUUAUUAUCUGUACAGUUACUGUUAUGUUAUGCAUGCACGCACAUACUUAUCUGUCAACGAAUGUUUAUUUAUGUAUUCUAAAAAAAUUAUC